GUACGUGGUUGUGUUAGCUAGUUACGCCCCUUGGAACGGAAGAAGCAUCGCCCUUUGAGGAUCUAGAAAAAUGCCUUUAAAACGUAUUCCAAAUGUCCUGUCACCAAAUCUGUUACACGUGUUGGCAUCAAUGGGCCAUGGGGAUGAAAUAGUUUUGGCAGAUGCUAAUUUUCCAUCCUCGUCAGUUAGCAAAUCUGGACCAAUAGAAGUCAGAGCAGAUGGUAUUGACAUCCCUACAUUGAUGGACGCUAUCCUCCAGUUGUUUCCGUUGGAUGCGUAUGUAGACCGUCCUAUAGCCCUGAUGGACCUAGUACCCAGUGAUAAACAGAGAGGACUACAAACUCCGGUUUGGGAGAAGUACAAGGCCAUUUCUUACAAACAUGAAGGAAAGCAGGUUGAUGUACAGUUGGUGGAGCGAUUUGCAUUUUAUGAACGAGCCAAGAAAGCAUUUGCUGUAGUUCACACUGGAGAAACUGCCUUGUAUGGGAAUAUUAUUCUGAAGAAGGGUGUCAUAGGCUAAGGCCCGGAAACAGAUUAACUUUUCUGUAUACAAGGAAAUCGAACAAGGACCGUCUCAAGAUAUUUAGGAUGUAGAACUUGACAUUCCAAUUUUGUGAUUCAGGAAAUCAUUCGUAUUGUGCCAUCAUUAUGAUAUUAAUCAUAUAUGUAUUGAAGAUCUCAUUUAAUUUGCUUGAAAUCUCACUAAUCUGAUAAAAUCUUUGUAUAAUAGCUCUGAUAUCUUCUUGAUGAAGAUUUUAUUGCAGGUCUGUAAAUUUGUAAUAUUGACAGUUGCAUUCAUUAGGAUAUAUAUGCAGUAUAAAGAUGAACUUCAAGAAUCAUUGAUCUUACAAUUUAAAUCAUCUAGCCAAACAAAAUGUGAUUUUAUUGUAAAGGAUUAUUAAAGGAUUGUUGAUAUUUAUUUGGUUUACAAUGAAUGUUAUUAUGUAUAGAUCAAAAUACUUUGUGAUACUGUUGGAUUCAAAGUUAUAGAAAUUGUAGGUAAACUAAAUACAGCUCUGUAGAGUUGUAAUAAACAUCUCAGUUUUGAUUAUAACAAAUAUAAUAUCAACCUGUAUAUAGAAAUAGGGUGACGUCACAGACAUAGAACAAAAACCAGAGGUGUUUUCCUUUGAAUUGCCAAAUUAUUCAUGGCAUAUUGUUAUGUGCAUGAUAAACAGAAUAUCAAACUUGUUCCCAUUAUGAUUACAUAAACAUUUAUUAUUAACAGUUAAUCCUGCAUAUAAAGACCAAUCAAUGGAUUAGAGAAAAAAUCCUUUAUAGACAGGUGACCUUAUAAACAGGGCAAUAAUAUAAAUGUACAUUGUGUUGCUUUGAGAACCGGAAUAGGUGACCUUUCUUGACAGGUUUUUGUUAUGCACAUGUGGUCUUUAUAGACAGGUUUUAGCUUUAUACAGGUGGCCUUUAAGCCAGGCUUUUGUUAUACACUGAUGGUCUUUAUAGACAGGUUGAAACUCUAUACAGAUGGCCUUUAAGACAGGUUUUAACUUUACACAGGUUGUCUUUAAGACAAGCUUUUGUUAUAUACAGUGGUCUUUAUACACAGGGUUUAGCUUUAUACAGGUGGCCUUUAUAGACAGGGUACAGCUCUAUACAGUGGUCUUUAUACACAGGGUUUAGCUUUAUACAGGUGGCCUUUAUACACAGGGUACAGCUCUAUACAGUGGUCUUUAUACACAGGGUUUAGCUUUAUACAGCCUUUACAUGUAGGUUAUGUUAACAUUGGUAGUGCGUGUUUAUAUACAUUUGUGUUUGUAUUGUGUAAAAUGUCAGUAACAAGUUAUACCUGUAGGUGUGGUACAAAAUGAUGUUUAUUUGAUUAAUGUGUUUAUCUGGGUGAUAGUUGAUGUAUAUAUGUAAUUAAUAUACAUGUAUAUACUCUCUGAGGUUGAUUGCAGCAUGGAACAUGACUAGAAUUGGAUAUAUCUUUUAAUAAAAUCAUUCAUGACAUGGAAUAUUUCAGAUUUGUUAUACCCAUAGAUGUUGGACAAAAAUGAUGUUUAUUUGAUAUUAAUGUGUUUAUUCCGGUGUUAGUGGGUGUAUGUAAUUAAUAUAUAUAUAAUCUGAGGUUGAUUGCAGCAUGGGACAUGACUAGAAUUGGAUAUAUCUUUUAAUAAAAUCAUUUAUGACAUGGAA
Molecule: messenger RNA, 2154 nt
Organism: Pecten maximus
Lineage: Eukaryota; Metazoa; Mollusca; Bivalvia; Pectinida; Pectinidae
Product: fucose mutarotase-like
Exons: 6
Coding region: 71-520 (149 amino acids)
Biological process (GO): fucose metabolic process
Molecular function (GO): racemase and epimerase activity, acting on carbohydrates and derivatives; fucose binding
Source: RefSeq, a predicted model, not a curated record